Phycodurus eques (leafy seadragon) is the source of this 429-nucleotide messenger RNA. RefSeq names its product histone H3. The record is from RefSeq and is a predicted model, not a curated record. Gene Ontology annotation, cellular component: nucleosome. Bases 19 to 429 code for a protein of 136 amino acids. Gene Ontology annotation, molecular function: structural constituent of chromatin; DNA binding; protein heterodimerization activity. Lineage: Eukaryota; Metazoa; Chordata; Actinopteri; Syngnathiformes; Syngnathidae. The transcript has a single exon.
GUAAAGAGAAGCGCGAAAAUGGCGAGAACCAAGCAAACAGCCCGCAAGUCCACCGGUGGCAAAGCUCCCAGGAAGCAGCUGGCCACCAAGGCGGCCCGCAAGAGCGCCCCGGCCACCGGCGGCGUCAAGAAGCCUCACCGUUACAGGCCCGGUACCGUGGCUCUCCGUGAGAUCCGUCGCUACCAGAAGUCCACCGAGCUGCUCAUCCGCAAGCUGCCCUUCCAGCGCCUGGUCAGGGAGAUCGCUCAAGAUUUCAAGACUGACCUGCGCUUCCAGAGCUCGGCCGUCAUGGCUCUGCAGGAGGCCAGCGAGGCUUACCUGGUCGGCCUGUUCGAGGACACCAACCUGUGCGCCAUCCACGCCAAGAGGGUCACCAUCAUGCCCAAAGACAUCCAGCUGGCACGUCGCAUCCGAGGGGAGAGAGCAUAA